This is a messenger RNA of Fundulus heteroclitus (mummichog), 2311 nucleotides long. RefSeq names its product checkpoint with forkhead and ring finger domains, E3 ubiquitin protein ligase (gene chfr). Lineage: Eukaryota; Metazoa; Chordata; Actinopteri; Cyprinodontiformes; Fundulidae. Gene Ontology annotation, molecular function: ubiquitin-protein transferase activity; protein binding. The transcript is spliced from 18 exons. The coding region runs from base 16 to 2025 and encodes 669 amino acids. The record is from RefSeq and is a predicted model, not a curated record. Gene Ontology annotation, biological process: mitotic cell cycle checkpoint signaling; ubiquitin-dependent protein catabolic process; protein ubiquitination. Gene Ontology annotation, cellular component: nucleus.
AGCUGACCACGGUUCAUGUCAGGAAGUGCUCCGUGUUUCAUGGCUAGUUCGGAACAUGAAGAGGAGAAGCUGUGUAAUGAUAAGCUGCUGGGACAACACGCUGAGCGCUUAAUGGCAAAGGACGGCCACUGGGACAUGGAGAGCUGCAGCGGCGGCCGGCCGUGGGGGAAGCUCGUCAAAGUGGACUCCAGUGAAACCAUUCUGCUUUUCAGGAAGGAAUGCACCGUUGGCAGAAAGAAAGGGUGUUACCUGUCCUUUCCGGCCAAUAAACUUGUCUCAGGGGAGCACUGCAAGAUAGUGAAAGACGACCACUCAGGGCAGGUCUGGCUUGAAGACACGAGCACUAACGGCACAGUGAUCAACUUGUCCAAAGUGGUGAAGAGGCAGACUCACCAACUGCAGCAUGGCGAUGUCAUCUACUUUGUGUACAGGAAGAGUGAGCCAGAACACAACAUCGCCUACGUCUACCACGCACUAAAAACGGAGGAAGCUAUUUCAGGGGACGGUUAUCAUAUAGAGAGGCCAGCCUGCAGUCUCUCUCCUGUCCUGGCAUCAGAGAUGUCCCUCUCCGUGGAACCUGUAAUGCUCAUAAAAGCUCCUCGGGAUCCAUCUCAGGAGGAACCUCAGCCUUCCACCUCUGCUUCCCACUUCUGUAUUGAGAAGCCCUCGCCUGAAGGCCCCAUGACGUCAGCUGCUUCAGCUUUGGGCCAAGCUAAGGAUGGAGCCUCCGCACUGGACCGACACACGGACCACCUGGAGCCAGAAUGCAAAAAGAGGAGAACAGAUGAUGAGAUGGCAGGGUCGGCUAAGGGAGGUCUUUUGUCCAGGCCACACGUGGAAGAGACUAAAACGGACAAGAUGGAGGAGUCGCUGACAUGCGUUAUUUGCCAGGACCUCCUGCAUGACUGCAUCAGCUUGCAGCCUUGCAUGCACGUUUUCUGCGCCGCCUGCUACUCGGGUUGGAUGGAGCGCUCCUCGCUGUGUCCCACCUGCCGCUGCCCGGUGGAGAGGAUUUGUAAAAACCACAUCCUCAACAACCUGGUGGAGGCCUACCUCAUCCAGCAUCCAGAAAAGUGCCGGAGCGAGGAGGACCUGAAGAGCAUGGACAGCCGGAACAAGAUAACUCAGGACAUGCUGCAGCCAAAAGUCGAACGUUCGUUCUCUGACGAGGAGGGCAGUUCAGAUUACCUCUUUGAGCUCUCUGACAAUGACAGCGACUCCUCAGACAUUAGUCAGCCGCUGGUGAUGUGCAGGCAGUGUCCAGGCCACAUACGGGACAUGGGCCAAGUUCUGUUCGCGUCGAGCUCCAGCUAUUGGUUCGCUGGUCUCCCACCUCUACCAGCUGCACCGCCUCCUCCCAAACCCGCGUGCGAAGAGGGAGCAGCAAAGCCAGCGGGAGAGCAGCCCUCCACGUCCUCUGAUCAGCUCUCGACUGACGCGCCUCAGGAGUACUCCUGCCCCCCUCAGGGCUGCCACCUUAUCUGCACCUGCUGCCUUCAGCCAAUGCCAGACAGACGUGCCGAGCUAAACAACCAGCAGCAGGCCGUCGCUCAACAAUGUAUGCUGUGCCAGAGACCGUUCUGUCAUAUGUACUGGGGCUGCCAGAGGAUUGGCUGUCAUGGCUGCUUGGCUCGAUUCAGCGAGCUUAAUCUGACUGACAAGUGUCUGGAUGGUGUGCUGAACAACAAUAACUAUGAAUCAGAGGUUCUACAGAACUACCUCUCUGCUAAGGGGAAGACAUGGAAAGAUCUGCUUCAGGAGUCGUUGCAAGGCUUACAGCAGGGAAAGUAUCUCCUGACAGAUUGUCGCAUCUCUGCAAACACAAUCCUCUGCUUCUGUUGUGGUCUGCGAGCCUUCAAGGAGCUGGCCUACAAGUACAGACAGAACAUCCCUCUAUCCGAACUGCCAGCUUCUGUAACGUCUCGUCCCGACUGUUACUGGGGCCGCAACUGUCGCACGCAGGUGAAGGCGCACCAUGCCGUGAAAUUCAACCACAUUUGUGAACAGACCCGUUUCAAGAGCUGAAGUGGCUGGACGUUCUGGUUCUUCUCCCCCGACUCUGUCAAACGUCGAUAACUCUGCAUCUCAUGCACUCGUGAAACACCUCUUGAUGCGUUUCGCCCUGUCCACUGUAGACGACAGCCUUAUGCAAUUACCUAAUGCACGUAUUAACAAUCAGAGACCAUUUAAAACGAUGCCCAUGUUCUCACAGACCUCAGGAGAAUCUAUGCACAUUCAAACUACCAACGGUUAUUAUUUGUACAUGUUGCUGAUUUUUGCUGUCACUCAGAAUAAACAGCCAGCCACAUUU